AUGGAGGGGAAUACUUACUGGAAGCCUAACGAACAAGGCGGAGACUCCCUUGUGAACAACGCUAAUGAUUGGAAAUCACAUCAAGAGCAUGAUAUACGGAAAAAGGUUCUUUCCAAAAUCGUGGAAAACUUGAAGAGAUAUUUCCCUAAUCAUAGUCAAUAUGAGAUUAAUUUAUGUGCUGCCAAAUUUGAAGACAAGUCCUAUGGCAUGUCCAAAGAUAAGAAUGAUUACUUGCGGACAAUCAUGGAUAAGAUGAGGAAUUUGGAGAGAAGAUUCAGAAAUAUGCAAUCUAAUAAUGUGCAAUCUGGUUCUUCAGUCAAUGGAACCAAUACGCCAGAUCCAGCAUCUCAAGUUCUGAAUCAACAGCAGUCACUUCCCACCUCAUUGCCAUACACACAAACUCCAACAAGCCAACAAUGGUUACCACAAAACAUCCCGAGCAAUCUCAACAUUCCUGAGUCUUCUGGUUUGCCAACUCAGAUAGAUGUACUGUCCCAGGAACAGAGGCAACAAGAACAAGAGCAACUCAUUAGUCAACUGAUGAAUGGUCCAGACACUCAUCAGAAUCAUCAUCUAACGACACAACAAAACAACGGAGACCAACACGGAGCUUUUAGAGUAUCGUCGUCGUCCGAGCAUAACAAUCUUGCGAGCUUUCGAGCACAACAGAGUAAUAACCUCCCAGAUAUGCACCAGCAACGCCUUCGCUCUCAUGGUAAUAAUGCUUCAGCCUUCCCCUCCCAACAGCAGCAAAAUAUACUUGGUUGUCAAUCUGGUAAUUUUAAUGUGCCGGGAACAAGUUUGUUGGGUACUCAAGGCCAAGAGGUGGGACAAUCUCAAUCAAUGAUGUUACAACAGUACCAACCGCAACAUCCUCUGCAGCAGCCUCAGAGUAGAAGCUUACAGCAAAAUUUGGAUUCUGUACAUAACGAUACGCAAAGGUUUCAAGCAGCAGAUUCUUUGCACCAAACCCAAAACAUACCAGACCAACAGAAUCAACCAUAUCAGUUACAGAGAACACCUCCAGCAUCUCAAGAUUCUACAAGCUUGACGGUAAAUGCCAGCGGUUAUGACUGGCAGGAGGAAACUUAUCAGAAGAUAAAAGCCCUGAAAAAUAUGUAUUUACCUGUUCUGAGUACGAUGCUCCAAAAAGUUGUGGAUAAAUUGAGAGAGAUUGAUUCUCUUCCGCCACAAAAGAUGUUAUACGAGCCAACCGAAAAGCUAAGGGUGGGCAAAUCUACAUUGGAACAAGUUAUCGUCUUCUUAAAUGUUCAUAGGAGUAGUAUAUCAGAGAAGCACAGAGAUAGGUUUAGUAUUUAUGAGGAUCAUGUAUUGAGGUUGACCAAGAGUCAGUUCGGGCCUCGGAAGCCAAUGCAGCAACAACAAGGGAUAGUUCCCCCUUCUCAGCUCCAUCAAGCAGCAUUACAAUCCCAUCAAGUCCAUGUGUCGCAGUCUCUUGACAACAAUCAAAUGAAUUCACAGUUGAUACCAAGAAACCAAAAUGGGGCCUCGUCUUCAUUAUCUGGCCUUACGACAUCACAGACAGCAAUGCCUCAUUCAUUGCAGACAAGGCCUAAGAUGGAACCAAAAGAUGAGAACAACAUUAUGGCCUCUUUAGGAAAUGUCGUGUUACCUUCCCUUAAACAGAUUUCUGCUAGUACUCCGCAAGCCGUACACUCGAAUAUCAGCUCGGUUCAGUCUUGUAUGUUUCAGCAGCAGCAACCGUCACCGCAUCAACAAGCGAACCAGCGGCUUCAAUUGCCGACUUCACACCAGAUAAAUGAUGCGAGGAUGAGGCAGGGGAUGAACAUUAAAGCUGGGUUACUUGAGCAACACGUCUCACCAAGUCAACGCCAGAUUCCAAAGCCACUGGUUUCUCCGGCUCAGAAGUCUAACUUUUCGCCAUUAGCUUCAUCCCCUAAGAUACUGCACAACUCUUCUCCUCAGUUGAUCGACCAGCAGAUUCUUCAUGCAACAGUUCACAAAACUGGAACACCAUCACAGUAUGGUGGCUCGCGUUUUGUUUCCCCAUCUCCUCUGACUACCUUUUCUCCAUCUCCAAUACCUGGGGAUCCUGAAAGGCCCAUAUCCGUUGAGUCACCGGUGUCGCAUGCUUACUUAUUACAAACAUCAGCUCAGCCUCCUCAGUUUACUCUUCCUCCUGAGCCAAUCCCAGAGCGGCCUAUUCAUCGACUGAUCAAUGCGUUUCAGUCAUCAUCACAGAGAUCUUUAGCAGAAUCUGCAUGUGAGAUGAGCUCAAUCAUCAGUAUGGCUGACAGGAUUGCAGGAUCUUUCCACUCCGGUGGAGGAUCGAGAGCUGGUUUAGCCGAAGAUUUGAGUUCAAAUUUCUUUUUACAGGAAGGAAACUUACUGACACACGGGGAAACAAAUCCGACUAAAAGAUUGAAGCGCGAAAUCAGCACUCAGCCUCUAGAUAUCGCAACACAAACUGAUGAUGUUUAUAAACAGUACCUUGAAUCUGAAGUCGACUCCACAGCAUCAUCUGGCUCGAAAGAUAACAAGAUUGAGCCUGGUUGUGCCCUCCUGAAAGAAAUCAAUGAAAUAAAUGGGAGACUUGUAGAGACAGUGGUCGAUAUAUGCAAUGUAGAUGUCUAUCCAAAUGAAGUUACUUCAGGAAUAAUCGUCUCAUGUUCUUAUUCCCCUGUGACUCUCAGUGCCACAUUCAAAGCUCAUUACCAGUCAGGACUUAUCUCGCAGAUUCAGCCGUUACGCUUACUAGUUCCUGCGAAUUACCCAUAUAGUUCCCCAAUACCUCUCGAGAAACUCCCUUUAGAUGCCAGUGUACAAAGGUAUGAGGAUCUAUCGGCGAGAACCAGAUCGAGGUUCAGCUAUUCCAUGAAAGAACUUUCAGAACCUAUGUCUCUUAAAGACAUAGUUCAAAUGUGGAAUGAUUGUGCUAGAGCGACAAUGACUGAGUACGCAGAGCGGUACGGUGGAGGAACUUUCAGCUCCAAGUACGGUACUUGGGAGACUGUUCUAAGAGCUUCAUGA
This is a messenger RNA of Arabis nemorensis, 3012 nucleotides long. Lineage: Eukaryota; Viridiplantae; Streptophyta; Magnoliopsida; Brassicales; Brassicaceae. The record is from the annotation of a GenBank genome assembly.